AAUAUCAACAAUCCUAGAAAAAACAAGGCGCGCAAUCUUCUUGACAUACAUUUUUGUGGACACUGAAAAAUAUCUGCUUUGGGGGAUACUUUAGUUCAAUAUGAGUGGGUUUUCCGGUAAACGAAAAUAUCCAGCGAACGGCAAUAUUGCAAGAAAUGGUCAAGCAGCAGGAGGAAAACAGCAAAAACAAUGGAACGAUGAAGAGGAUGAUGACUUCGAUGGCAUGGAUGCUGAUAUAGCGGGUGACGCCUUUGGUGAAGAUGUAGAUCCAAGCAUCUUGGUAGGCGAAGGGCCAGAAAAUCAACAAACCUCCGUGAAAUGGUCUCGUGUUGAUCCACCUAAACUAGACCCUUCUUCCGAUGAAUUAGUAUUUCAGCAGAUUGACAUUGAAAAUUAUUUGGGCGAACCUUUGCCAGGCAUGCCCGGAGCGCAAAUUGGACCAGUACCAAUAAUACGUAUGUUUGGUAUUACUAUGGAGGGCAACUCAGUGUGUUGCCAUGUGCAUGGUUUUUGUCCAUAUUUCUACAUUGCGGCACCUCGCAGUUUCGAACGUAAUCAUUGCCAUGCUUUGCGUGAAGCUUUAGACAAAAAGGUGCUGGCCGAUAUGCGCAGUAACAAGAAUAACGUGCAGGAAGCUGUGUUAAAAGUUGAGCUUGUAGAACGUCUAAACAUUUUUGGUUAUCAAGGCGAUGCGCUGCAGCGUUAUAUAAAGAUAACAGUAACAAUGCCUAAAUUGGUGGCAGCAUCUGUGCGUCUACUUUCCAAUCAGAUAGUGUUGUCUGACUUUGAUUUUCAGGAUUGCCGUGCCUUCGAGAGCAAUAUCGAUUUUGAUAUACGAUUUAUGGUAGACACACAUGUAGUGGGUUGCAACUGGAUUGAGCUACCUGCAAGGGCUUGGCGUAUUCGGGACAAAAAUUCAAAACCUUUACCUGAGUCACGUUGCCAAAUCGAAGUAGAUGUGGCAUAUGACAAGUUCGUAUCACAUGACCCCGAAGGAGAAUGGGCAAAAGUGGCACCUUUUCGCAUUCUCUCUUUUGACAUUGAGUGCGCUGGUCGCAAAGGUAUUUUUCCCGAAGCCAAAAUGGAUCCAGUUAUACAGAUUGCAAACAUGGUAAUACGGCAGGGCGACCCAGAGCCGUUUAUAAGAAACGUGUUUACCUUGAACAAAUGUGCGCCCAUCGUUGGUUCGGAUGUUCGUUGUUUUCCGAAAGAGACUGAACUACUAGAUGCCUGGUCGAGUUUUGUGCGGGAAAUUGACCCGGAUAUAUUAACAGGCUAUAAUAUAAAUAAUUUUGAUAUACCUUAUCUUUUAAAUCGAGCUGCUCAUUUAAAGGUGAAUAACUUUGAAUAUCUUGGACGUAUUCGGAACAUACGUUCAGUUAUUAAAGAGCAAGUGCUGCAGUCAAAGCAAAUGGGUCGCCGAGAGAAUAAGUAUGUCAACUUUGAGGGUCGCGUACCUUUCGAUCUGCUUUUUGUGCUGUUGCGAGACUACAAGCUACGUUCGUAUACGCUAAAUGCUGUGAGCUAUCACUUCUUACAAGAGCAAAAAGAAGAUGUACAUCACAGCAUUAUCACAGAUUUACAAAAUGGAGAUGAGCAGACUCGUCGACGAUUGGCUAUGUAUUGUCUAAAGGACGCAUACUUGCCUUUAAGACUGCUCGACAAACUAAUGUCCAUCGUAAACUUUAUGGAAAUGGCUAGGGUCACUGGAGUGCCUUUAGAAUCAUUACUCACACGUGGUCAGCAAAUAAAAGUAUUGAGUCAACUCUUACGUGCAGCGCGUACCAAAAACUUCAUAAUGCCUGCGUAUCAAUCAAAAGCGUCCGAGGAACAGUAUGAGGGUGCGACAGUUAUCGAACCAAAGCGAGGUUACUAUGCAGAUCCAAUAGCAACGCUCGAUUUUGCUUCACUAUAUCCUAGUAUUAUGAUUGCACAUAAUCUCUGCUAUACAACGUUGGUGCAGCCAGGCAUGAAGGAGCGUUUAGGGCUUACCGAUAAACAAGUUGAACGAACGCCAGCUAAUAACACGUUUGUGCGUGCCGAAGUGCGUCGUGGGCUUCUCCCAGAGAUUCUGGAAUCGUUGCUGGCGGCGCGUAAGCGUGCCAAAAAUGACUUAAAGGUAGAAAAAGAUCCUUUUCGACGUAAAGUGCUCGAUGGUCGACAAUUGGCGUUGAAAAUAUCUGCUAAUUCUGUGUAUGGCUUUACUGGGGCACAAGUUGGUAAACUGCCCUGUCUUGAAAUAUCAGGCAGUGUUACGGCUUAUGGACGCACAAUGAUCGAGUUAACAAAAAAUGAAGUAGAGCAGCAUUAUAAAAUUGCCAACGGCUAUGAAAAUGAUGCCGUUGUAAUCUAUGGCGACACUGAUUCCGUGAUGGUUAAUUUUGGUGUCAAAGGUUUAGAACGCGCAAUGGAGCUUGGUCGUGAAGCCGCAGAUAAAGUAAGCGCAAAGUUUGUGCGGCCCAUUAAAUUGGAAUUCGAAAAGGUCUACUACCCAUAUUUGUUGAUCAAUAAAAAACGUUAUGCGGGAUUGUAUUUUACGCGUCCAGAGACUUAUGACAAAAUGGACUGCAAAGGCAUUGAAACCGUGCGUCGUGAUAACUCACCGCUCGUUGCGAAUCUCAUGAAUACUUGCCUGCAAAAGCUACUCAUCGAACGUGAUCCUGAUGGCGCUGUCGACUAUGCGAAACGUGUAAUAGCUGAUUUGCUUUGCAAUCGUGUGGACAUUUCCCAGCUGGUGAUUACUAAAGAGCUGGCAAAAACAGAUUAUACUGCCAAGCAAGCGCAUGUGGAGCUAGCAAACAAAAUGAAGAAACGUGAUCCUGGCACUGCACCUAAGUUGGGCGACCGUGUGCCUUAUGUCAUUUGUGCGGCAGCAAAAAAUACACCCGCCUACAUGAAGGCUGAAGAUCCAUUGUAUGUGCUGGAGAAUUGUGUGCCUAUCGAUGCGAACUACUACCUAGAGAAUCAGCUAUCGAAACCAUUGUUGCGCAUAUUCGAGCCACUGCUAGGCGAUCGCGCCGAAUCUAUUUUACUGAAGGGUGAGCACACACGCACGCGUGCGGUGGUCACGUCAAAAGUUGGUGGUCUCGCCGGUUUCAUGACAAAGAAAUCCUCGUGUCUUGGUUGUCGUGCGCUUAUGCCUGCUGGCUACGAAAAAGCGGCGCUAUGUCCGCAUUGUGAGCCACGCAUGAGCGAACUUUACCAGCGCGAAAUACUAGCAAAGCGCUCUCUUGAAGAGACGUUUUCUAGUUUAUGGACCGAGUGCCAGCGUUGCCAAGGCUCCUUGCAUGAGGAAGUGUUAUGUUCGAAUCGUGAUUGUCCGAUUUUCUAUAUGCGUCAAAAGAUACGCAUGGACCUGGAUACGCAGGAGAAACGUGUGCAGCGUUUCGGGCCGCCGGAUUGGUGAACUGUUUAUUUUUGUAUUGUGCAUGUUUAGCGUUUAACUGCUGCUAGAGAAUGAUAUUAUUUUGCUUUUUUACUAAAUGGAUAUCUGAUAUUCAGCUUGCUUGGGAAGAAUAAAUUUAAUCGUUAAAAAAUUUUAAAAAAUCUUGGGCUAUUCUAUUGUAGGCAGAACCGUUGAUGGAAGGAGAUGCAGGCAGAACCAUGAUAAAAAAUUACUGGUUUAAACAUGGCAAGUUCGCAGAAACAUUAGAAAUCUACUUUAGUCUUUUCGAUAUAGAACCUGGUAAAUAUUUAUCAGUAUGUACAUACAUAUAGUUACUAGCAGCAAUCCUGAAACUGCGGAAUUUGUACGCUGUUACAACAACAACUAUAACUUAGGAACGACUCGCAAAGUCAGUAAGUUUAUCUAUAUGAAAAGCGUUGCUAAGAAAACUGAUAAGAUUUAAUGUACCGUAGUAAUUAUAUAAUCGCACAUGAAGCUAGGGCCGAUGUGAUUUGUAAAAAAUUACGUCAGCCACCUUUCCUCUGUAGUACAUGUUGAAGUUUGAGAUUUUUUUGUG
Molecule: messenger RNA, 3962 nt
Organism: Rhagoletis zephyria (snowberry fruit fly)
Lineage: Eukaryota; Metazoa; Arthropoda; Insecta; Diptera; Tephritidae
Gene: PolD1
Product: DNA polymerase delta 1, catalytic subunit
Biological process (GO): DNA-templated DNA replication; DNA replication proofreading; nucleotide-excision repair, DNA gap filling
Cellular component (GO): delta DNA polymerase complex
Molecular function (GO): DNA binding; 3'-5'-DNA exonuclease activity; nucleotide binding
Source: RefSeq, a predicted model, not a curated record